GUCCGGAUACGAGUAGAAGCUAACAGCAAGCAUACUUUUCAAUGCCCCAGCACUUUGCCCAAAUUUGCCCACUCCUUCCACUGCCGCCGCCGCACUCGAGGAAGCAAGAGCGAGCCGAUCAGGUGCUCACUUUUGCACCACGUCCAACAUGGAUCACGGUGGUAUGGAUCACGGUGGCAAGGGUCACGGGGGCAUGGACAUGUCACCGACGGCGUGCAAGAUGGUCAUGAUAUGGGACUGGUCUGUGCCGACGGCCGACGUGUGCGUCGUUUUUUCCUCCUGGCGGAUCCGCAAUCAGAGCGACUUCAUCCUCUCUGUGCUCGCCAUCGUCUUCCUCGGCGCGCUGUGUGAAUGGCUGCGUCUCUUCAUCCGCAGCUGCGAUCAGGGGUUCGCGGACGCAAUAAGCUCGGGAAGCGCUAGGACGCCACACCGGGGAAGAGCUAGCGUCCUCCCGAGCAACUUGGCAGACUCAUCCUCGGGCAGCGACAUUUCCACCUCUAUCGGCGAUGGGCGCGGCCUACUAAAUCGCUCUAAACCCAAGGGCAAGUCUCUCCGUAAAGCUGGCGGUGCAAAGUCACUCAUAGGGAUUCGGCCCCUGCCCAUAUCACGAGCAUCACAGCUGCAACGGUCGAUACUCUACGGCGCCAGUGUCUUUCUCUCCUUCUUCCUAAUGCUAGUCUUCAUGACGUACAAUUUUUACCUCAUCGGAGCGAUCGUCUUCGGAGCUAUUCUCGGCCACUACCUCUUCAAUCGGGAUCUCGCCCAGCAAAGUAGGCUCAGCCUUCUCGGUGAUCGAGGCGCAGCUUGCCAUUGAAAUAAUGAAAUUGAUCAGCAACUCAAAACUUCUUGGCCGCAGCGUCGCGACAUUUGCCAAGCAACCAUCACGCAUUUCUCCACUCAAACGAUCUUCUGCACAUCUAGUCACCAUCGCACGUAGCUUAACCACUUGUGUACUUGUAUGAAUUCCAGGCAUUCUUCUAUGUUUUAUUUCUUCACAAA
Tilletiaria anomala UBC 951 is the source of this 999-nucleotide messenger RNA. RefSeq names its product Ctr copper transporter. The transcript has 3 exons. Bases 149 to 814 code for a protein of 221 amino acids. Lineage: Eukaryota; Fungi; Basidiomycota; Exobasidiomycetes; Georgefischeriales; Tilletiariaceae. Gene Ontology annotation, molecular function: copper ion transmembrane transporter activity. The record is from RefSeq and is a predicted model, not a curated record. Gene Ontology annotation, cellular component: membrane. Gene Ontology annotation, biological process: copper ion transmembrane transport.